UGUUUCUCGCCGUGUCAUGUGGACGUCAAACUGACGGGCUUUGGGGUUGAAAGCUCCUCAGCGACUCUUCCAGAAAUCCCUAACGGUGGUCUGAGGACUACCCACCGCUGCAAAGACUCUUCCUGAGGGCGUUGCGAAAGGCUGUGGGCCGGUGGGAGCGAUGGCGGACGGGGAACGGUCGCCGCUGCUGUCCGAGCAGCACGACGGGACCAACGGCUUCUCUCCCGGGGGCAGCUCGCAUGGUAAUCCGUCUAAACCACAGAGUUUAGCGCCGUUCCCCAGCUUGGUGGCACCCAGCGAUCCUCCGCCCCCGUACUCACCACAGGGCAGCCCGGACAGCAGCAGCGCUCCGGUCAUCAGCUGUCGGGUCUGUCAGAGCGCCAUAUCAGUGGAGGGCAAGACGCACCAGCAUGUGGUGAAGUGCAGCAUCUGCAACGAAGCUACGCCGAUAAAGAACGCUCCUGUCGGAAAGAAGUACGUCCGCUGUCCAUGUAACUGUCUGCUGAUCUGCAAAGUCACGUCGCAGAGGAUCGCCUGUCCACGACCAUACUGUAAACGCAUCAUCAACCUGGGACCAGUUCACAUCGGGAGGGACAGUCCUGAACCGCAGCAUCAGCCCGUCGGCAUCAGGGUCAUCUGCGGACACUGCUCCAAUACAUUCCUGUGGACAGAGUUUUCUGACCGGACUUUGGCCCGAUGUCCACACUGCCGAAAAGUUUCCUCUAUUGGUCGGCGGUACCCCAGGAGGAGGAGCCUGCUGUGUUUCCUCUUGUUCAUAGUCCUCGCCGUCUCCACUGCAGGACUGUUGGUCGGCACGUGGAGACCCGCCCAGGAGUCUAAAGGGAUCUACGUGUCGUGGGCGCUGCUGAUCCUGCUCGCUCUCUUCACCAUGGCAAGAACCAUCUACUGGAGGUGUCUGAAAAUCAGCGACCCCAUAUCCAACAUCACGUAGACAGAGAGAGGGAGGGAAGGAAGGAAGGGAAGGAAGGAAGGAAGGAAGGUGAGGAGGCUGGGUUAGGAAGAGUAGAAGUGGAAAAGGAAAGCAGUAGGUGAUAUAAUCUGUUGUCAUUGAAGCAAAUGCCAGAGUUGACUGCACUGAAUGAGGCCUUUUGUUAAUAUGGAGAGGGAGGGAGGGAACGAUAGAGACGGAGGAGGAGGGAAGAGAGAAGGAAAGAUGUGUUGAACUUAAUACAAAUAUUCCACAGUCAUGCCAAAUUCGAUUUACCGAUGUGUGUGUAUAUAUACAUAUAUAUAUAUACAGUACGUAUAUAUAUGUAUAUGUGUGUGUGUGUGUGUGUGUGUGUGUGUGUGUGUGUGUGAAUGAGCUGCCAGCAUUUAAAAAACGUGAUUGUUAGUAUGACCCAGUACAAAGUGGGGAUGGUUGUUGUCCAUUUGAAAGAAGGUAGAUGUGUGAGUGAAAAGGCGAGACAAAGAAGAGCAGAGAGAAAUGUAUUUAAGGUAUUUUUGACCCAGUAGUUUUCUUCUAUGUUGGAUGAAUAUGUUGUUUCAGAGCCUGAUGCUGCUAUGUUUUGUUUUUGUUUUUUUUAAUUGAAGCUGCCAGUAACUUUUAUUCUCCCACAAAUAUAAAUAUUGUCAUUUCUGUGCCCUCAAAUCACAAGCAUUGAGUGUUGUCUCCAGGAAGGUGACGUGACAGCGCCUCACAUCACAAUAGGACCAGGCUGGGAUGCUAAAACUGACAGUAAUGAAAUUAUCCAGGUGAACUGAUUUAUUGAUCAACCCCAGAUUAAUACACAUACUGAAGGAUGAAAGAAGGAGGUGUCAUUCCAAGUGGAAACCCAAUAAUAGUAAUAAUUAUAAACGGAGCAUUUUGGAGAUAAAUAAAUUCAUUCCAGCCUUUAAAUUAAUUUAAUUUUGUUGUUUGUCCAACUGAAGAGUUUUGUUUCAAACUGAAGUAAACCACUGAGUCCUAUGCUCUGCUCUAAAACUGAUCAAAUCCAGGAAAUCAAGUAAACGAACACAUAUCUUUAUGUUUUGUGUGUAAAAAAAAAAAAGAAAAGAAAAGAAAAAAGUGUCAAAAUAGCAAGUUGUGCUUUUAUUUUGGAGGCUUAUGUGUGUGGCCAUUUCCUGUCUGCAGGUGAAAAAACAUUUGCUGAUUUCUCAAAAUAUCACAUCACUCCUUUAACCGACACUGCAGCAGCUCAACUCAGAUUUGGGCCGACAAACAUUCGAUCAGUUUCAGGUCACGUGAGUUCAUAUUUUUGUGGAAUAAAACUCUUCAGUGAUUCAGUGUUUGAAAUCUGGACUGAACCAUUUCACCAGGAUCAGCUGCCGUCACAUUUAACACAGGGGGGAAAAAAAAAGGGAGCAGACGGCAGAUUUAAAGGGCCAUGACAACAGUUUUUUACUUUCUGAAGUUCACUCUAUGAACUUCUCACCAACCACCAACUACUAAAAAAUAUCUCAAUAACCACAUAAAGUCGAAGUGCACAUAUCUUUUUAAAUACGACAUGUAUAAAGCACCAGGUAUGCUUUUUGUUUUGGGGCAUGUUUUGUUCAUGAAAAAGAACAUUUUUAAGUUUACUGACAAAUAAUUUAGAUGAAACUUUGCUUUAAAUGUGUUUGACUGUCACACGAAGGUGUGAUCAAAUGUGCUAAUUUGACCAGAUGUUACUUGAUGUUAAAAGUAACUUGCGUACAUAAUAUAAAGGGAGGGAAUUGUCAAUGUACACAGUUAAACUUAAAGAUGAAUAGACAGACAUUAACUGAGAAUAAGCGGCAUCAUCUCUUCUUUGUUUUCAGUCUAGGAGCACGGUUCUGGGUCGACAGAUUAAUCUGUCAGAAUUAGUGAAAAUCAUCAGAAGUAAACUCUAUAUUCUGCUGAAAACCCAAAAGUGCAGUCUUUGUUUGAGUCACUGAUGUAAACCACUUGAAGCACACACAGGGAAUGAUUUAUUUAUUUGUCCUCUCUCAUUUUAACUCUGGUGCAUCUUGUCUGAAUCAAACUAAAUUCAGCUGACACACUAGUCGAACCUGUUGGCGUCUGUUUCUCUGUUAAAGUGUAAAUAUAUCCAGUGGAUGUUGAUUAUUUUGGGGCUGUACAGAAUUAUCAGGGCCGUUGCUUCUCCCUUGUGGCUGAUUAAUAUAAGUACUCACUGACUGUGAAACAUGUUGCACUACACUGUACUGAUGUACUACUGCUGUAUGUUUUUGUCAAUGUUAUUGCGGUGGAUGGAUUGGUUUUUUUUUUGUAUAUUGUGGAACAAAUAAUACUUUUAACAAGG
This is a messenger RNA of Seriola dumerili (greater amberjack), 3242 nucleotides long. RefSeq names its product type I phosphatidylinositol 4,5-bisphosphate 4-phosphatase-A-like. NCBI's taxonomy places the organism in Eukaryota, Metazoa, Chordata, Actinopteri, Carangiformes, Carangidae. Gene Ontology annotation, cellular component: plasma membrane; lysosomal membrane; late endosome membrane. The transcript has 7 exons. Gene Ontology annotation, biological process: phosphatidylinositol dephosphorylation. Bases 161 to 952 code for a protein of 263 amino acids. Gene Ontology annotation, molecular function: phosphatidylinositol-4,5-bisphosphate 4-phosphatase activity. The record is from RefSeq and is a predicted model, not a curated record.